AUGGGACGACGACGCUCCAAGUGGAAGGGCAACAAGCGCCUGGAUCGUGGCAGUCAAUUGUUGCAUCUUGCCAAGGCCGGAGAUUGUUUCCUGCAGCUCACACAGGACCACAAUGGCUCGACGGCGUUGCACCUCGCGGCCAGUGAAGGACAGUGCGAGGUGGUGCAAUUGCUGCUGCAACUCGGGGCCGGCGAGGUUCAUUUAGCUGGUGGUCGAAAGAAAUAUGCACGUACGCCGUUGCAUGAGGCAGCGAUCAAUGGACACUUGGACGUCUGUCGGCUACUGGUAAACUUCGGCUAUCUGGUGGACUGCCACACCACGAGAGGACGCACACCGCUUAUGUAUGCUGUGAAAGGCAACUUUGUGGAGUUAGCACGAUACUUUGUCAAAGAAGCAGGCGCCAAUGUGAACGAACAGAACGAGAUGGGGGUGACCGCAGUGUACAUUGCAUGUCAGGACGGACAGGAGGACAUGGUGAAGUUCCUUGUCCAAGAAGCGCAAGCGGAUGUGAAUUUGUGCAAUCGAACCAACCACGCACCUCUUCAUGAAGCAGUUGCUGGAGGGUUUACGGCCGUGGUGGACUUCUUGUUGCGCAACGGAGCAGACAAAUACGUCGUGGAUAAAAUGGGAGUCACGGUGUGGCACGAGGCUGCUGGAAACGGGUCUGUGGACAUGCUGGAGCUGCUAGUCCGGCAUGACGUAUCACUCCACCCGAACGGCCAAGAACAAGUAGAUAAGGUGAUGGCUCGACAUCCGUUCCACUAUGCGGCGGUGGAGGGUAAGGCAGACUUUGUGCAAGCACUUUUGAAAAAAGAGCUUGUUGACGUCAACUUCGUGGAUAGUGAUGGCUGCACUGCCCUCUACUAUGUUGCAGCGAACGGCCAUGUGGCUGUCAUGCAAGUGCUCCUGAGUUUUAGUGGUGACCCAAACGUUGUCUCCAUCCGUCGAUCGCCUUUACAUUGCGCAGUCGAAUGGCAUCGUGCUGAGUGCGUGAAGCUACUGCUUCAGUAUGGAGCACUAUUGGAUAUGACGGACAAAGACGGUCUAACGCCUGCCAAGAUGGCAGAGGAAAAAGGCUUUUUCGACUUAGUUGCGCUACUCAAAGUCGGAAGGGAAACGGCUCCGUAA
Messenger RNA from Phytophthora infestans T30-4, 1128 nucleotides. Its product is annotated as ankyrin-like protein. The transcript has 2 exons. The record is from RefSeq and is a predicted model, not a curated record. The coding region runs from base 1 to 1128 and encodes 375 amino acids. Gene Ontology annotation, molecular function: protein binding. Lineage: Eukaryota; Oomycota; Peronosporomycetes; Peronosporales; Peronosporaceae.